GUCAGACAUACCAGUAGGGUUGGGAAGAGGCAGGUACGGAAGCUAAUCAGAAAAACGUUUAUCUACGGAUUUUGAGCAUCCGAAGUUGAAUCCCUGAAUCUAAGCAUUCCCUGCUGCUCCCUCACCCUUUGAAGAAAUGUCUGUCACGUAUGAUGAUUCCGUUGGAGUAGAAGUGUCCAGCGAUAGCUUCUGGGAGGUUGGGAACUAUAAGCGGACCGUGAAGCGGAUUGACGAUGGCCACCGCCUGUGCAGUGACCUCAUGAACUGCCUGCACGAGCGGGCACGCAUUGAGAAGGCAUAUGCCCAGCAGCUCACCGAGUGGGCCCGACGCUGGAGGCAGCUCGUGGAGAAGGGGCCACAGUAUGGGACGGUGGAGAAGGCCUGGAUGGCCGUGAUGUCCGAGGCAGAGAGGGUGAGCGAUCUGCACCUCGAGGUGAAGGCCUCGCUAAUGAAUGAAGACUUUGAGAAGAUCAAGAACUGGCAGAAGGAAGCCUUCCACAAGCAGAUGAUGGGGGGCUUUAAGGAGACCAAGGAAGCUGAGGACGGCUUUCGGAAGGCACAGAAGCCUUGGGCCAAGAAGCUGAAAGAGGUGGAGGCAGCAAAGAAAGCCCACCACGCAGCUUGCAAAGAGGAGAAGUUGGCCAUCUCACGAGAAGCAAACAGCAAAGCAGACCCGUCCCUCAACCCUGAACAGCUGAAGAAAUUGCAAGACAAAGUAGAAAAAUGCAAGCAAGAUGUCCUUAAGACCAGAGAGAAGUAUGAGAAGUCCCUGAAGGAGCUUGACCAGGGCACGCCCCAGUACAUGGAGAACAUGGAGCAGGUGUUUGAACAGUGCCAGCAGUUUGAGGAGAAGCGCCUGCGCUUCUUCCGGGAGGUUCUGCUGGAGGUUCAGAAGCACCUAGACCUGUCCAACGUGGCUAGCUACAAAACCAUUUACCGAGACCUGGAGCAGAGCAUCAGGGCAGCCGACGCGGUGGAGGACCUGAGGUGGUUCAGAGCCAAUCAUGGGCCAGGCAUGGCCAUGAACUGGCCGCAGUUUGAGGAGUGGUCUGCAGACCUGAAUCGAACUCUCAGCCGGAGAGAGAAGAAGAAGACUGCUGAUGGUGUCACCCUGACAGGCAUCAACCAGACAGGCGACCAAUCUCUGCAGAACAAGCCCAGCAGCAACCUUAGUGUCCCGAGCAACCCUGCGCAGUCCGCGCAGUCACAGUCCAGCUACAACCCCUUCGAGGAUGAGGACGACACGGGCAGCACCGUCAGUGAGAAGGAGGACAUUAAGACCAAAAAUGUGAGCAGCUACGAGAAGACCCAGAGCUACCCCACUGACUGGUCAGAUGACGAGUCCAACAACCCCUUCUCCUCCACGGAUGCCAACGGGGAUUCAAACCCGUUCGACGAGGACACCACUUCAGGGAUGGAAGUGCGAGUCCGGGCCCUUUAUGACUACGAGGGCCAGGAGCAUGACGAGCUAAGCUUCAAAGCUGGGGAUGAGCUGACCAAGAUGGAGGAUGAAGAUGAGCAAGGCUGGUGCAAGGGACGCUUGGACAAUGGACAGGUUGGCCUGUACCCAGCGAAUUACGUCGAGACAAUCCAGUGACGGGCUGUAGGGCAGGCCGGCAGAGGGACGGAGGUGGUGGGCCCAGGAGCUCCAGUGCCUCCAGCCGGCCAUGUGGGCGUCCACUCGUGUUCCUGCAGAAGAUGAAGGUUCCGUUGUUCUUGGCUUCAUGGUGUCCCUGGCAGGCGGACGAGCUGGUCACUUCACCAGGGACUCGGCAUCUUUCCAAGUGCAGCUGGAGGAUCUGAGCGCAGGAAGACACGGAACAGCAGAGAAGGAGCCGGCCCUGCCGCCGCCCGCCGCGUUCGCUGGCUUAUCGUGGAUCUGUACGCUCUUGACCUUGUCUCCUCUCCUCCGAGUCAAUGGGUUACGCUGAUUCUAGUUCACUGAUCACUUUCUCUGGCGAGUCCCGUCACUUGCAACUUAAAUGAACAAACUUACAUGCCAUUCUCUGAGUAAAGAUUUUGAGGUUUUUAAUUUAAAGCCUGUGUACAGUUAUACUUUUUUUAUACCUGUUCUUCCAUUCAUUCGUACUUAAAUUACGGCACAGAUGGACAUACACCAGUCUUGAAGAAUUGCUAUCUCCGGUUCCGUGCUGCGCUGUUAACCAGCCGCGCCACGGUGCAGGGUAAGCUGCGGGAGGUGACGCUCACGACAGGUGACGUUUGCCGUGGCAGACUGUCGUGGAAAGGUGGGUGCACGUCACAACCUCCUACCGUGCACACCCUCUGUGCAUCCGGGCGUCUGAACGCAAGUGUCAGAUACAGCCGUAGGUCGUACUCCCAAAGUCGCCAUGUUUAAAAAUCGUCACUCUAAUCUUGCUUAAAACUUUACUCUUUUAUAAAUUAACAGUCUUAUCAGUGAUUUGGAAGGUUAAAAAGUAAGAAGGCUAACUUUUCAAGCAAACACAUCUGUCUCUGUGCAUAUCUGUGUAUAUUGUUUGUGUCCAGAGAAUCUAAAAAGCUUGUCUACUGUUUUAAUGAGAUUUGACAGCUUUUGACAGUGGGUUUCAUUUGUAGACUGCGUGAAGUCUGCGGCGUCCAGGCACAGGCCUGGCUGGCCAGCUGGACCUACUCCCAGGCGCAGACAUGGGCGCUGGGCCCCUCUGGCGGGGAGACCGCUGGAGGAAGACUCGGCCUUGCCGGCGUCACCCUUAGUUCCGUAGCGGAACACUGUGAAAACGCCGUGUCUUCGCAGCGUCGCACCCUUCACGGUCAUCUGUAUUCCUUGUGGGCAAACAAAGCUGGAUCUCACCCACGGCACAGCCUCUCUGAAUGUCCUUCGUCACCAGAGAGCCGAGGGUGCUGUGGCCAGAGCUGCACUGUGGUCACGUGGCAGGCGGGGGGGUUGGGGAGAUUUUAUUUUCUGUAACGCAGACGCGGUGCCACUCCUGCCACCUCCACGAGCUAUGCAUUUCCGCCCUUUCCGGUGAGCGCGACGUCUUGCUUGGAAAGUGGAUGUGUGUCUGUGUCUGUCAUGAAAACUUACCAGCAGAAAUCCUCAUUCCUAUGCUACAGAUUUACCAAAAAUUAUCAAGGCUUCGAGUUUAGUUCCUUUAAAUGUAUAGUAUUUUAGGAAAAAGCAAUAAACAGUUGAUCUUGUGCAUGUGGAA
Messenger RNA from Propithecus coquereli (Coquerel's sifaka), 3167 nucleotides. RefSeq names its product protein kinase C and casein kinase substrate in neurons 2 (gene PACSIN2). Gene Ontology annotation, biological process: actin cytoskeleton organization; caveola assembly; regulation of endocytosis. The record is from RefSeq and is a predicted model, not a curated record. Gene Ontology annotation, molecular function: protein binding; phospholipid binding. The transcript is spliced from 11 exons. Gene Ontology annotation, cellular component: plasma membrane; cytoplasm; endosome. NCBI's taxonomy places the organism in Eukaryota, Metazoa, Chordata, Mammalia, Primates, Indriidae. Bases 137 to 1597 code for a protein of 486 amino acids.